AUGAAAUUCUUCUCUGCUGCUGCCUUUGUCGCUGCUCUCGUUGCUUCUGGAUCCGCCUGCAUCGGAGGAGGAGGUGGUGGCCAAUGCUGCCCACCAGCUCAGCCAGGAUGCUCCAACCCAUGCCAAGGAGCCGGGCCACAGUAUGCUGCUGCUCCACCCCCUCCACCACCACAAUACGCUGCUCCACCACAAGGAUAUCCAACUGCUGGAAAGUAA
Molecule: messenger RNA, 216 nt
Organism: Caenorhabditis briggsae
Lineage: Eukaryota; Metazoa; Nematoda; Chromadorea; Rhabditida; Rhabditidae
Exons: 2
Coding region: 1-216 (71 amino acids)
Source: RefSeq, a predicted model, not a curated record